This is a messenger RNA of Chenopodium quinoa (quinoa), 7632 nucleotides long. RefSeq lists its product as uncharacterized. The record is from RefSeq and is a predicted model, not a curated record. The coding region runs from base 551 to 7270 and encodes 2239 amino acids. The transcript is spliced from 14 exons. NCBI's taxonomy places the organism in Eukaryota, Viridiplantae, Streptophyta, Magnoliopsida, Caryophyllales, Amaranthaceae.
UUUAUGUCUCACUAAUAUUCCUCAAAGUUGCACAUAAAAAAAACCGGAGGUAGUACAUUUAUUUUGAAUCGAACCUGAGGAAUACGAGAGGAAGAGAAGUGAUCUUCUCCUCCGCCCUCAGGGCCUUCCGCUCUCCGCUCUCGUAAAAGAACAAAAAUUUACUCGUGAUAUGUGAAGACCAAUGAAAACCCAGGAAAAUGACGAAAGCUGUUAUAAAUCCUCCACGUGGUAAAAUCUGACAACCUCCACCUUCAAUCCAGAGUAUCUCAACCGUUAGAUUAUCUUCUACAUCAAAUAUUUUGAAAAAAAAAAAAAAAAAUAGCGGGAGAAUAUAACUCAUUCCUCUGUUCAAAAAAUUUCAAAUUCAUCUCCUUUUUACUUCUUUUCUUUUUUUUUUUUUUUAUAAAAACCCUUCAAAUUCAAGAUUCAACCUUUUACAAAUUUAAAACCAGAAUUCGCAGUUUUUCUUCCUCAAAUUUAAAAUGAUCGUUAAUACCCACUUCAAAUUUCUUCUUUAACUUUCAAGAAUUUCGUUUUUUUAGUCAAAUUUAUGGAAAAAGAUAUGGAUUUUCAUGGGUUGAAGAGGAAAGAACUUCAAUCAUUGUGCAAGAAACAUGGAAUUCCAGCAAAUUUGAAGAAUGUUGAAAUGGCUGACCGUCUAUCUGCACUUCUUAAGGAGGAAAAACCCACAAAAGGGGGGAGGUCUUGCUUAAAGAAUUUGAGUGUUAUUGACGAAGGUGAUGAGGAAUUGGCUGAUAGUAAAGAACCAAAGAGGGUAAAAUUUAGUCCUCAGAAUGAAACAUUUGUUUUUGAGAAAACUGAUCCUAGAGAAUUGAGGUUAUUGGCUAGGAAGAGGAGGGUUUUUCAAAAACCCGAAAUCGAAUUGGGAAAUGUUGAUGAUGUGGAGAAACCUGUUGGAAGGAAUUUGAGGAGAAGGUCUGUUGUGGGUAAGUCUGAUGCAGAUUUAGAACCUGAAGUUGUGGAGAAACCUGUUGGAAGGGUUUUGAGGAGGAGGUCUGUUGUGUUGAAGCCUGACUCGGUGUUAGACGCCGGAGUUGUUGAUGAUAAUCUGGAGAAACCGGUUGGAAGGAUUUCGAGGAGAAAGUCUGUUGUGGUGAAACCUGAUGUGCUUUUAGACACUGAAAGUGUUGAUGAUAAUGUUGGGAAACCUGUUGCAAGGGUUUCGAGGAGAAAGUCUGUUGUGGUGAAACCUGAUGUGGUUUUAGACACUGAAACUGUUGAUGAUAAUGUUGGGAAACCUGUUGCAAGGGUUUCGAGGAGAAAGUCUGUUGUGGUGAAACCUGAUGUGGUUUUAGACACUGGAACUGUUGCUGAUAAUGUGGAGAAACCGGUUGGAAGGGUUUCAAGGAUAAAGUCUGUUAUGGUGAAACCUGAUGUGGUUUUAGACACUAGAACUGUUGAUGAUAAUGUUGGGAAACCUGUUGAAAGGAUUUCAAGGAGAAAGUCUGUUGCAGUGAAGCCUGCUGCAGUAGUUGAUGAUGGGAACAAUUUGGUUGAGAGAGGUCAGACAAGAAGGUCAGUGAGACAAGUGCAGAAGGUUGAGACUAAAGGUCGGAAAACAGCUUUUAAUGAGCAGAAGAAUGCUGAAGUAUUGGAUCAAGCUGUUGCGGAGAAUGUGCAACAAAAGUCUCCUGAGAUGGUGGCAGAUGUCAAGAAAGGCAAGAGGGUAAGGACGCCAGCUGCAACUUUAAAGCCAAAGGGUGUAGUUGAGGAUACAAUCAAUGAAAAUGUUGAGAAUGUUAAGAAUUCAGAAAUUAGAGGUUUGAAGCGGAAAGGUUUGGGAAGAAAGAAUGAUAAUGUUGAUAAGGAUGUUGGUUCUAAAGAAAUAAAAGUAGUGAGGAGAUCAAGUAGUCAAGCGGGAAUGUCCAUGGUUGAUGCUUCAGCUAGUUGCCUAAUGGUAGAAGAUGAAAAGGUGAAUGAAAUGGAAGCUCAGUAUACAAAUGAAUCUGAAGCGACAGGCUGCAGCGCGCCUGCUACUGAUGGGACUAAAUAUGUCCAACACGAGGAGACUCUACCAGGGAAUUUAGCUCCUGUACAAAGCCUUUCAGAAAAUAGGAAGCACAAAAUAGAUGAGCUACGUCAUGCAACUGGAAACACCGCUUCUGCAGAGAAGAAAGUGGAAAAUUCCGAGGAAACUACUGGAUUUUCUCCCAAUAGAUUGGAAAAGCUGUAUGUAAAAAAUAAUUUAAUGCAGUUAAAGGACUGCCCAGAACACGCAGAUAUCAUAGACAAGGUCCAUGAAGAUGUAGUAGCAAACAACGAAAGUUCAAUGUUGCAAAACAGUGGCAAAGGUGGAGUUGAAAGUCCAAAGUUAGAAGAAACAUACAUCAUAGACAAGGCCCUUGAAAAUGCAGUAGCAGCUGAUCAGAUUCCUGCAAACGAUGAAAGUUCAAUGUUGCAAAACUGUGGUGAAGGUGGAGUUGAAAGCUUAAAGAUAGAGGACUUCCCACAAGAAACAUACAUCAUAGAUAAGGCCCUUGAAAAUGCAGUAGCAGCUGAUCAGACUCCUGCAAAUGAUGAAAGUCCAAUGUUGCAAAACAGUAGCGAAGAUGGAGGUGAAAGUUCAAACUUAGAUGACUGCCCAGAAGAGACCAACAUCAUAGACAAAGCCCUUGAAAAUGCAGUAGCAGCAGAUCAGACUCCUGCAAACAAUGAAAAUUCAAUUUUGCAAGAUAGCGGCGGAGGUGGAAUUAAAAGUGCUAUGCAAGCUGACAAAGUGGAGGAAAAUUCUUUAAAUAUGAUUUCUGUACUUGACAAGAUCUCUUAUGAAGAAAUUGCAUCUAUAACACCUAGCAAUCUUAGAAGGCAGCUUAGUGGUGAACCUGAUUGUCACAGUGCCGUGGAGCCUAGUUUGCCAGGAGGUAGUGGAGGCAGUGAUACUGAUGGGAAGCAACUCUCAAGUCCCUUUGGUGAAUUAGAAGCUGGAAGGGACAAUAAAAUUUUAGAAAGUAGUGAUGGACUUAAAUGUGUUAAUCAGAAUAGAAAUGAGCAUUUCAUUGAACAGGGAAACAAGUGUGAAGAGUCACCAUCUGAGAUUGAAAAUGCAGAAGAAGAUGUAAUGGUUGACUGUGUAGCACUGAUUACGAAGGAACAAGAAAAUGAGUGUGGACACAGUGAGUCCGCGACUGAGAAUGACUAUGAAGUAGAAGAUGAAGUGGUUGAUCAUGCUGUAGUGAUUCUGAAGGAACAGGAAAACGAGUGUGAAGAGUCCCCAUCUGAGAAUGAAAUUGCAGUAGAAGAUGAAGUGGUAGACAAUGCUGCAGUGAUUGUGAAGGAACAGGAACCCGAGCUUGAAGAGUCCCCAUCUCAGAAUGAAAAUGCAGUAGAUGAAGUGGUUGACUGUGCCACUGUGGUUCUGAAGGAAUCAGAUGUUCAACCAACAGAGCAAGAGGAAGCUGCUAGUUUGUGGAGCUCUUGUGACACCAUUUCCACUAAGGUUGAAUUGACAAUGCCUGAAAUUUGUUUUGACCUGCAGCAAUCUAGCCAUCUUAUAUCAGAAGAAAAGGAAGUAUUGGGUCCAGAAGCCGACUUGGAAGCCAAUGCCCAGUCUCCCAAUGUUGUGGAAGGGCUGACACUUUCUUCAAUUGCUUCAGCUGCAGCGUUUAACAAAACUAUGGAAGAAGGCAAAGCUGCUAAAACAGUUACACCAUUGUGGAACCGGGGGAUCGAUUGCAGUAGCAGUGAUGCUGAAAAUUCUCACCUGAAUCAGUCAUUAAAAAAGGAUGACAGUGAGGCUAGGACAAAUUCAUCUCCAACUAUGAACAUUUCUUCAUUGUACCUGCUAUCACAAGUUGAUGGUGGUGUCGGAGAUUUUUCUAGUUCAAUAAAAAAGGGAGAAGAGAGCUGCAACGAGACAUCAAGAAGCAUUAUUGGAUGUUUAGAAAACAGCAUCCAGGCGAACAACUUAGCUAAAGAAGACAAGGCUGUAAUGGUUGAACAGGUAGAUGAGAUGAAUAGUGGGUUAGAAGCUGUUAUGGAUGACUACAUGACCAACCCCAAUGAUAGCAAGGAACUGAAGUCUGAGAAGGCUGUUAGUGCUACAAAACAGGUUACUAUUGUUUCGUAUGAUGGAGAAGAAACUCCUGUUUCUAUCCAUGAGAGGAAGUGGUUUCAGGUAGCACAUGAAGGAAACUUAUGCUCAGAUGCUUUUGGCAGCAUCAGUAAUAAUGCAUCUAAAUGCAUACCAAUAUCUGACAAAACCAAGUGCUUAAAACAAAGUUCUGUGGAUGCUGCUGAAGGCAGAGACACUGGUGACGAGGAAAUCAAGAAUAGCAGUGUAAAUCCUUUGAGUGUAGAGGAUAGAGAAAGAGAAAUGUCCGAGACAUCAUGUACCAGAAAUGUUAUAUCAUGCUUUGAUGUUGGAAGUGUCUGCACUGAGGUGUCUGAGCAGUGUGAGCACAACCCAGAAGUUGAUACUAUUGCCGUUGUUGACGAGCAUGAAUUUCACUUGAAACAUGAUGAUAAAAUUGCUGUUUUGAAUAGUACCCCACAGAAGGAAAUUCUAUUCCGAUUGGAAAAGCUACGUGAUAAUUAUUUUUUUCCAUUAAGCGAUCUUGCUGGUCCUUCAGGUUCAAAGGCAGAAGAGACACCAAGCAGGGAUUUAACAUGCUUUACCAAUGAUAGGAACGUGGAUGUUGAUGAAUAUGACAAGUACUCGUCUGCUAAAAAAAAAGAAGGAGCAAGCUUCUCUAGUGAGCCUAAGCUACAACACUUGUUCUCUGGGCAUGAUUCAGACACUUUUACCAAGUAUACAUACAGCAAGGACCAGGAGUCUGGUUGUGCUGCUUGGAAUACAGAAGAUUUGCUUGCUUUGGGUGAAGUAGAAGAACCGGUAUCUGACCCAACCAAGGAUUUAGAGCUUAUUGCUGUUGGGGAUGCCGAAGACAAAGAUGAUGUUGAUGUUACUCUCCUUGGGGAGCACAAAGGUGCAGUAGAAAAUUCUGUAUCUGACCCAGCCAAAGAUUUAGAGCUUAUGGUUGCUAAGGAUGCUGAAAACACAGAUGGUGAUGUUAAUCUUCAUGGGGCCAAUGGCGAGCCUGCAGAGACGUCAAAUAAUGAAAUUGCAACAUUUAGUGGUGACUUGAAAAGUAUCAGCAAUGAAAUAUCUGAGAAUAGUCCGGUUAAAGAGAGGGCUGAUCUUGUGAGUGCGCUCCACGUAAGAGACAAUGAAUCAAGUGCUGAUUUGAAAAGUAAUUAUUUCAGUAGCCCGGCGAAGCCAAUUAAAAUUCAAACACCUGAAGUUUUGCUUGCCCAAAAUUCCAGCCAUUUUGCAACACAAGAGAAAACCAACCUCAAACUCAAUGUUGACAAGUUUACUGCUCAAACAUCCAAUUCCUUAGGUCCAGAAGUGGUGACUAUGGCUCAAGAAACAGGAUGUACUAAGGAUGCAGAAGGUUUGAGCAUAUGUGGAAAUGAAACUCCGGGAUCUACUAUUCACAAAAAGCUUGAUGAAGCUCUUGAACAAGAAUUUUGCCAACAAACUGUGUCUGUUGGUUCAAUCAAGAAGAAAUUUGACUGUUUUUCUCAAGAAGCAGGAGCUUUUGAGGGAGCAUCAGGAGAAUGUGAAAUCAUCAGUGAAAAGGAGAUUUUGAAAAGUAACAAUGAAACUGGUUUUGUUGAAGCUGUAGAAAGAGGCAUUGCCAUGCAAAACAGUUUGGACAUGUCAGAGACAGGCAAAAGUGAUGCUGUGGAAGAAAAGGUGGAGGUUUGCUCAAUGGUGGCUUUCAACCAAGUACACAAUGUUGGGAAUGAGGAGGAUGCUGGCAGUUGUAGUGGCUAUCUUGAAAUGUCUGAAAAAGUUGGUAGCACGAAGAGAAAGUCUGAGACUUUUUCACUGAGACAUACAGCUUCAGUGUUGGACAAUGAUGCAGGAAGCAUAACGGUAUCUUGCACUCCUCUGAACAAAGAGAGUACAUGUCAUUUUUCUGAUGCUUAUGCGGCAGCAAGCGAAACUGCAUUGGAUUCUUUGCAAUCUUCACAGAUCAAAUGCAACAACUCUCUUCAAAAUGCUUGUGUUAAUGAUAUCGAAGAAUUGCAUUCAGGUGAACUCAUGCUUUUUGAAGACGAUCAAGAUAAUACAGUAAAUUCAAGCGACAAAGCAGAGCCCGAUGCAGAGGAUUCAGAUGUCUUGUCGUCCAAAUUGGCAACACCUACUUACAUGUCAUCACUAGUUUCAACUACUGAGAUGCAUGAUGGGCUAGAAAGCACAGCUGGCAAAGAUCUGGUUGAGUAUGCUAGUACAACAGAAAGGGAGUUGCAAGGAAAUUGCUUGUUUGGACAAGAAAUUAUUAAUCAAGAGCAUGUGGAUAUGGAUCCCACACAUAAAGAGCCAAAAGAGGCAUGCAUGAAUGAGAUGGAUCAUGUAGUACUGGAAGUGUCAGGCAAUUCUGAAAGCUCGCCUUGUGGCAUCUAUGUGACAAAUUCUGAUCAAGAGCACAAUGUCCAUAGAGAAAAUAUUAGUCCAGCUUACAAUGAUGCUGCUCAAGAACUGGAUUCUGCAAAAUUUUCAGAAGUUAGAGAUGCUCUAGAUGAUAGAGGUUGCUCAGUGGAUAGAGAGGCUAACAUAAGUUCUCUUAUACCAACAUUGAUUAACACAACAAAUUUAGCAUCUCUGAUUGCUAGGCAUGAAGUCCUUGAAAGCACCAGCAACCAAAGGUUUGUCAAUAUUUAUAAUGUACAUGAGAUGGCACAGGAAGUUCUGAGCACUUUUACACUGCUCAAUCAAGAAAAUGAUGAGGGGUACGGCAGCGGGAAUUCUGAGCCAAAUUCAGAAGAAACUGAAGGUAUGAAAUCCAGAAAUGAAUCAUUUGUGUUCACCGAUACAGAAAUUGAUAUGUUCUGGGAUGAGAUAGAAAAAGAAGAGGCCAGCAAGCUGCAGACAGAAGUUUCGGAUGUCACAUUCUCUGUGAAAGAGUACGAGGCUGCAAAUGUAGAAAAUUAUCAGCCUGCUGUUGGAGCUGACAGUGAUCCUGGUGAACAGAAACUUCAGGAAGUUAACGAGAGAGAAGAAAGGGGUGACAGUGCUGAUCAAGUUGGUGAUGAGCAGAAUUGCAUAAAUGUCCAGGAAAACGAGAGUUCUAUGAUCAGGAGAAAGAACACCCGAAGCAUACUGAUACAUGGAACUCCCAAAAAGCCGCCCCCUUUCGUGCAUGAUAUGAAGGAGAAUGCAGCAGCUCCCAAAAGGCUUCAAAUGGUUGGUGCAACGGCUGUAAAACCUCGAAGGAAGGUCUUGGGAGACGUCAGCAAGUAGGUUCAGAUUUCCUGCAUGCUAUCAAGGUUUUUAGAGUGUGGCAUGUGGAGGAUGGUAACUUAGCAAGUUAACAUAUACACCUGUUUGGAUAGUACUUUUGCAUCUCUCAUGCAUAUAACUAGUCUGUAAAUUGAAGUUAUUUAGUUAGUCAUUUGACGAAGCAUUACUCGUGAAUGCAAUUUAUGCUUUGUAAUCGUUUGGAAUGGGAUGAAGAACAUACUGGUCAUAUCAUUUUACGUUAUAACUUGUUGCUGAAUAGUGGUUUCUGGGUUGUAAUUAUUGUUUGCAAAUUUGUAGAUAAACAAAUUUCAAAUUUGAACUUGUGACUUCAGUUAUUUUCUUAAUUAAAUGUGUGUGAUUUU